Calliphora vicina (urban bluebottle blowfly) is the source of this 781-nucleotide messenger RNA. RefSeq lists its product as uncharacterized. Bases 46 to 639 code for a protein of 197 amino acids. The transcript is spliced from 3 exons. Lineage: Eukaryota; Metazoa; Arthropoda; Insecta; Diptera; Calliphoridae. The record is from RefSeq and is a predicted model, not a curated record. Gene Ontology annotation, cellular component: extracellular matrix.
CAGCUAAAUUUAAUCAAGCGCGAAUAAAAAGAAUAAUACAAUAAAAUGAAAUUUUUAGCAGUUGGAACAUUUUUAAUCGUUUGUGGUUUGGCCAAGGCAGCUCCUUCCUACCACCACGAUAAAGGACAUGCCACCAGUUAUGCCGUAGUAACAAAACAUGAAGCUGCACCACAGCAUCAUGAAUGGCAGGCCAAGGAAUGGUUGCCUCAUGGUAUUGAACAUAAAAGCUAUGACAUUGUGGCUGUUAAUCAUUAUGACCAGGGUGGUGAUUGGCAUCAACACGACUAUGACAACAAACAUGCCAAAUAUCAGUUUGAUUAUGGUGUCAAGGAUUUGAAGACAGGCGAUAUUAAAAAUCAAUGGGAGAGCAGAGAUGGUGAUCAUGUUAAGGGCAGCUACUCUUUGAAGGAAUCCGAUGGCACUACCCGCCUUGUUGAAUAUACCGCCGAUGAUCAUAAUGGUUUCAAUGCCGUGGUCAAGAAAAUUGGUCAUGCCCAUCAUCCUGUAGUAUAUGCUAAGCCAGUUCAUCAUCAUGGUGGUUGGGAAGCUGAUUAUAGUCAUCAAGGUCAUGAUCUUGGCUACGAUCAUGGUUAUGGUCAUGGUCAUGCCACUAGUUAUGCUAAGGUUUGGCAACAUUAAGCACUGUUUAUCUAAAAAGCAAUACUUUGUGGUUUUAUUGAUAAGACGUUGUUGAUUUCUCUUUCUCUUUUCUUUGAAUUUUUGUAAAUAAAUAUUAGAUUUUAAGCAGCAUGAAUAAAAAGUAAAACUUUAAAAAAAAUAA